Messenger RNA from Colletotrichum tamarilloi, 711 nucleotides. RefSeq lists its product as uncharacterized. Bases 1 to 711 code for a protein of 236 amino acids. The record is from RefSeq and is a predicted model, not a curated record. Gene Ontology annotation, biological process: nucleoside metabolic process. The transcript has a single exon. Gene Ontology annotation, molecular function: catalytic activity. Lineage: Eukaryota; Fungi; Ascomycota; Sordariomycetes; Glomerellales; Glomerellaceae.
AUGUUGGAAGCCGAGAGAAUUCUCCGGCAAUCAAAUCUUCAGCAGCUUGGGCCAACUGACGCUGUGAUCUUCGGCGAAGUGCACAACCUUACUCAACUCGUUCCCGAUAUUCGAUGGGGCUCGCAACACCUAGAAGGCCUUUUUGACUGGUACACCUAUCGAUCUGCCCAAGGCAAAAGCAUUACCCUAUUGGGAUGCAGAGAGGGACUCUGGGGCGAGGCGGCAGGUUCCCUGAUUCGCGUACUGCAAGAAGUGUCGAACACACAAUAUGUCUUCUACAUUGGCAAGGUCGGGUCGUUGGUUGAGGAAUUUACCGCUAAUGAGUGGGUUGCCACGGGAAACGAAUCGUUUUUGGGGGGUGCAAGUCUAUCUUGGAAUAACCCUCUACAAGAGGCUGCAGAAUUCUCGAAUAUGGUGGUGCAAGGAACCCACGUUUCAGUUCCAUCACCGUUGUGCGAGACUAAAGAAUGGUUACAACAACAGCAAAGAACGUGUUCCUGGGUUGACUGCGAAUCGUGGCAUAUGGCAAAGGCAGCCUCAGAGGUUGGCGUCAAGUUUGGGUAUCUCCACAUUGUCUCUGACAACCUCGUUGAUGAGGAUAACGAGAAUCUGUCAAAUGAGGACUGCGACGAUACUCAAAACAAGAGAGAGAUUCUGUAUAGAGCCAUCGAGAAAGUUCUACGAAAGUUCGUGGAAAAUUGGGGCCCAUAA